AUUAGAGACACAAAAUCAACUGAUCAAAAAACAACCCUGCUGCAUUUCCUGGCUGAUAUUUGUGAAGAGAAAUAUCAAGACAUCCUAAAAUUCCCUGAUGAACUUGAACAUGUAGAAAGUGCAAGCAAAGUUUCAGCUCAAAUUCUUAAAAGCAAUCUUGAUUCCAUGGGACAGCAGAUACAGCGUUUGGAAAAUGACAUCAAGAAAUUCCCCCAAAUACAAGAUCCUCGUGAUAAAUUCGUCGAAAAAAUGAUCAGUUUUGCCAAGAGUGCCAGAGAACAGUAUGAAAAGUUAUCAAACAUGCAUAACAACAUGAUAAAGCUGUAUGAUAAUUUGGGAGACUAUUACACUUUUGAUUCCAAAUCUGUGACCGUGGAGGAAUUCUUUGGAGAUCUAAGUGCAUUCCGGAUGUUAUUCUUGGAUGCGUUGAAGGAAAACCAUAAAAGAAGAGAAAUGGAGGAAAAGACCAAGAGAGCCAAACUUGCCAAAGAAAAAGCAGAACGCGAAAAAUUGGAACGGCAGAAGAAGAAAAAGCAGCUGAUUGAUAUGAAUAAAGAAGGGGAUGAGACGGGAGUGAUGGAUAAUCUAUUGGAAGCCCUGCAGUCUGGAGCAGCGUUCCGGGAUCGCAGAAAACGAAUGCCAAGGCCUCAAGAUAACCGGAAAGUAAAUUUAGAAAGGUCCCGAUCCCGUCACAAUGGAACAGUUGCAGCAGUAUGAUCUCUCCAUCACCCCCAUGCCAAAGAACUUCUAUUUUGUUCACUUCCCAUGGAGAACAUGAUGUAAACGGAGCAAGAAGAUCAACCGUGAGCAGAAAUUAAAACUUAAGUCCUGAAGGAUGAAAUAUUUUUUACGAACCUUCCUGUAUAGAAGAGACAGAAUGAAAGGAAAAGAAAAAACAGCUUCGUGUAUAUUACGAAGAAAAACUUCAAGAGCUAAAAGCAGUGUUAUAAAACAGCACUAUUUCUUCUUCCUCCUCCUCAUCUUUUUCCCUUUUAGUAUUGCCGUUCUGUGGGCAACCAAGGAUGCAGAUACGAAUGAGGGAAUUAUUUGCAGCUCUCCCAAACGAUGAGAAUGAUAAUUUUUCCCCCCAGUUUUUCAAUUAACAGCAUCGAAAGAUCAGGUCAGCGAUUCAGUUUUAAUUCUUAUUUUGACAUAAAAGGAAAAAAAAUCAGCAUAUUAAUGAAUUUAGACGAACUGAUACAGUAGAUAAGACCCUGUCUCUUUGCAAACACAGGGGAACAGUAUCCCGUCGAUUUUUCACGAUUCCUAUUUCAGGGUUUUGAGCAGGAUGGAUUCAGCUCUUUGAGUUUCAAUCAAAACUUUAUUACAACUCUUCAGCCUCAGUGGUAGAAAGAUAUUUAUAGCUGCUUUAAAGCAAGAUUGUAGGAUUGAAUCAAAGUUAGACUGCACCCUUUGCAAAUUCAACUAAAGAAGGAAUUUUAAAUUGGGCACAUAUAUAAACUUUACAUUUCUAGUUUGAGAGAGAGAAAAUCUUUUCAGACUACUUUGUUUUAAUCUUUGUUUAAUAUUUUGGAGUUUAAAAUCUAUCAAGGAGUAAGGAAUCAGAUUUAGUUUUCUUUAGCUUAGUCACACAAACUUUACACAAUCUUUGGGCUAACAAAAUCCUAAUGAAGAAAAGAGACAGGAGGGGAAAAAAAAACCUGAACACCACUCACAAGCAUACCACUCUCCUAUGUAUUUGGACUAUUUUAUGAUUUACAGCAAUUCUCACCAAUAAGUUUACAGAAGUAACUUUGAAGCACUUUGGAGGUAGCAAAGGAAGGUGAUAUUACCAUUUUUAAGUGUUAUUUGAAACUCAGGCCAACCAGUAACAAAAUUCUCACACCACAUCUAAGAUUCCUAACUAGUUUUGUUUUUUUUUCAAAACUUCUACCGUGUACAUCAAUUGUCUACAUUAAAUGCAUGAAUUUUCCAUUUUAA
Molecule: messenger RNA, 1941 nt
Organism: Thamnophis sirtalis
Lineage: Eukaryota; Metazoa; Chordata; Lepidosauria; Squamata; Natricidae
Source: RefSeq, a predicted model, not a curated record